ACAGCGGGCGGUGCUAGUAGAUGAGGCGGCGGCGGCAGCACGGGCUCUCCAUGAGCAAGCGGCGGCGACGACGGGUGCGGCGGCACCGGCGGUUUUCGGUCCCCGGGGAGGAUGAAGACACUGUUUGAAGAGAUCAAAGCAUCAAUUAAAAAUAACUAUAACCAAGAUCGCUCAUUUUGGAGGCCUGUUCUUCCUUGGGGAGGUGUUUUUACUAUCAAAGCUGGCCGCAAAGCAGUAUCCUGUACGCCACUUUAUGUUGAAAUAAGACUGAAAAAUACCUGCACCAUAGAUGGAUUCUUGAUGUUACUAUAUGUCAUUCUUAAUGAAAAUGAAAAUUUCCCCAGGGAGCUCUCUCUUCAUUUAGGUAGAGAGUUUGUAGACUGUUUCCUUUACUUAAUGGACACCUACAGUUUCACAACUGUGAAGCUACUUUGGAUUUGGGACAAGAUGGAAAAACAGCAAUACAAAUCUGAAGUUCAUAAAGCUUCAUUAAUAAUUGAUUUAUUUGGUAAUGAGCAUGAUAAUUUUACAAAAAAUCUUGAAAAUCUCAUGUCUACCAUACAAGAGAGUUACUGUUCCAACUGGCGAUGCCCAACUCGAGUACAGGAAGAUCAACAACGCACGAUUAAUAUAAAUCCUCCCCAAGAAAUUCCUCAUGGAAACUUGAUACGACUGGCUGUGGAUGAGUUAUUCUGUUCCAGGAUUGAACUGUGUGAAGAGAGUGGAUGUGGUGGCUUAAGAGAAUUUUCCCAGCGAGUUUUCUGCCAUGGGGCACCCCCUUUUGUUGUCUUAAAUAUGCAGCAUUGGAAAUCUGAAGAUCUAGCAUAUGUACCAUAUUACUUGGAUUUAUCUGAUCACAAGUAUUUGUUGGAAGGUGCCACAUUAUUUAACAAAGAGGAACAUCAUUAUUCUGCAGCUUUCCAGAUUGAUGGACAUUGGAUGCACUAUGAUGGCCUCAGAAAUGUGAAUUUAAUUUUGUUAAAUAAACCCCCAGAGUUUCUCCUCUUGUCAUCAUUGGUUUAUAUUCGAGCAACAGAGAAAUAAAUAUAGACUGAUGCCAAAUUAAAUUGUUUUCCCUCCUGCCCAUGCUCCCCCAGAUGAAGGGCUUUUAUUUUGUAAAUUCUUGGUAUCCAAGGAAAUAGUUGAACUAUACUAGUUUCAGAGGUGUAUUUUUCCAGUGUUUAGCCCCAGGUAAAUAUUAUAUAUACAGAAUCUAUGCAAAAAUGUUUGUAUUUGUUUUUUCUAUGUCCUGGGUUAUUUUUAUACAAGCAUAACAAGCAUACAUUAUGUUGAAAUAAAAUGUAUCUUGUAGCCUUUGUAUUUUUCAUUUAUAUGUACUCAAAGGAUUUUUGCAGUUCUGUCCUUGAAUCUAAGAAAAUACUUCAUCAUUUGAAUUCUCAAUUUUUCUUUUUGGAUAUUCAAAUAAAACCUGGUUACAAGUCCGUAUUUCAGUUUAUAUAAAUUUAACAGUUCAAAGUGUAUCUGACUAUAUUUUUUGCCCUACCUCACUAAAAUCCAAAGUGCACUGUUGGAUCUAGUAUGGAUUUGAAUGUACAACUUAUAGAUGGCUUAGUCUUUUUUACUUGUUGAUUUGCCUAAUUUUCCUGCAAUAGUUUUUAAAAAUACUUUGGUGAGAAUAUUUUUCUGGGCUUGAAUUAUUUCUCUAUAAUGGCAAAUUACUUUAACCACUUGCUAAAGUAUUAUAUACCUGCCAGCAAAUUUUAAGUGUUAACUAAGCUCCCAAGUUUAAUUAAAGUUAUUGUUACAAGUAAAUUAUAUAACAUAACUAAAUGUAAUGGAAAUCCUCUAAUAAAAAUCUAUUCUGAAGAUAAGACAACUAUAAAAAAAUAUUAGGCAACUGGAUGUUUACUAAUGUUGGAUUAACAAUAGAAAUGUAGGGGCGCCUGGGUGGCGCAGUCGGUUAAGCGUCCGACUUCAGCCAG
Leopardus geoffroyi (Geoffroy's cat) is the source of this 1943-nucleotide messenger RNA. RefSeq names its product chromosome B3 C14orf28 homolog (gene DORIP1). The coding region runs from base 112 to 1044 and encodes 310 amino acids. The record is from RefSeq and is a predicted model, not a curated record. Lineage: Eukaryota; Metazoa; Chordata; Mammalia; Carnivora; Felidae. The transcript has 5 exons.